Molecule: messenger RNA, 1681 nt
Organism: Sabethes cyaneus
Lineage: Eukaryota; Metazoa; Arthropoda; Insecta; Diptera; Culicidae
Product: saccharopine dehydrogenase-like oxidoreductase
Exons: 4
Coding region: 134-1414 (426 amino acids)
Biological process (GO): glycolipid biosynthetic process
Cellular component (GO): mitochondrion; plasma membrane; lipid droplet
Source: RefSeq, a predicted model, not a curated record
UUCGUGAGCAAGCAAUAACGUCCUAGCCUUUGCACGAGUCAAAACACUGUAUGCCACAUCGAGCUCGAUUCAUAUGAGCAGUCAUAUUUAACGGGUUUAGCAGCUUAUUGGUGCUUUUAUUCAAACAGCAAAAAUGACUGCAAUAGCACGCAAGCUGGAUGUUAUCAUUUUCGGUGCAACGGGAUUCACCGGAAAGUAUACGGUAUACGAGGGAAUUAAAAUUCUAGCUGGUAUGAAGUGGGGAGUAGCUGGUCGUAGUAGAACCAAGCUUGAAGCGACAUUAACUGAAAUGGGUCGUAAGGCUAACACCGAUCUAUCAACUAUCCCGAUCGUGUUGGCCGAUGUUGACGAUCAACAAUCAUUGGUUCAGAUGGCACGCGAAUGCAGUGUGAUAGUAAACUGCUGUGGACCUUAUCGACUGUUCGGUGAACAGGUAAUUCGGGCUUGUUUGGAAGCUGGAACCCAUCAUGUUGACGUCAGUGGUGAACCUCAAUUUUUGGAAGGUAUGCAGCUUAAAUACCACAAUGAAGCUAGUGAGAAGGGAAUAUAUCUUAUUUCGGCCUGUGGAUUUGAUAGUAUCCCUGCUGACAUGGGGACCAUCUUUCUGGAACAGCAGUUCGAUGGGGUAGUUAACUCGGUGGAAAGUUACCUUUUUACGAAGGUUAGCGGCAAGCGGGAACUAGGCGGCAUUCACUAUGGAACUUGGGCUUCUGCUGUGCAUGCCAUAGCAAAUAUGAAAGAAGUUGGUGCGAUCCGGAAAGAGCUUUUCAAAACAAAAGUUCCAGAACCUGAGCCAAAAUUGAAGGAAAGAUCAACGAUUCACAAGUCAAGUGGAAAUAAAUGGUCGUUACCAUUCUUAGGAGCUGAUCGGUCCUGCGUCCGUCGGACCCAACGUUUCUUGUACGAAACCGAGAACAAGCGACCAUUGCAGAUGAAAGCGUAUAUUUCGUUUGGUAAUCUGAUAGAGGUGAUUGCUGUUACAUUCGUCGGUGCUAUAUUUUGGCUGUUAGUCAAAACAACGUUUGGCCAAAAUUUGUUGCUCAAUUAUCCACGUCUGUUUUCGUUUGGCAUGGUGUCUCACGAAGGACCCUCCGAAGAGGCUAUGAACAAUAUCCAUUUCUCGAUGCACUUUGAAGGACGAGGAUGGGAGGAAAAUUUAGGCAAUCCAAAUGAAAAAUAUGCCUAUCCACCGAAUAAAAUGCUCCAAACAAAGGUUACCGCCACCAACCCUGGUUACGGUGCUACCUGCGUGGCGUUACUUCUUUCGGCCAAAACAAUUUUACGUGAAGCGGAGAAAAUGCCAGGAAGGGGUGGAUUCUUAACACCAGGAGCAGCAUUUGCUAAAACCAAUCUUAUUUCGGAGCUUUGUAAUAAUGGAUUUACGUUUGAAGUUGUGUCCAAAGCUAAGCUUUAAUCCAUUGGAUUUGUUUUAGUCAGUACAACUUAUUUGAACCCGUUUGUAACGAUACGUCAACGCACAUUUGCUAUUAAACAACUAACGGCUUGUUUCUUAUAUACUAAAAACUAUAACACUAUACAUGCUGUACUUUUUGACCAAUCUAGGAUAUUAGCGCCUAUAUUAACUGUUUUAAACGUUUAUUUUAAAAUGACGGAUUACCAACAACCAAUCACCAGUACAAAUCAAAUUGAACACAGUAGAGCGAUGUUACUGUUAGCUUGC